Molecule: messenger RNA, 3056 nt
Organism: Cyphomyrmex costatus
Lineage: Eukaryota; Metazoa; Arthropoda; Insecta; Hymenoptera; Formicidae
Gene: CenB1A
Product: Centaurin beta 1A
Exons: 12
Coding region: 1-2778 (925 amino acids)
Cellular component (GO): cytoplasm
Molecular function (GO): GTPase activator activity; protein binding
Source: RefSeq, a predicted model, not a curated record
AUGAAGCCUUUAAUUGAGUUUGAGGAAUGCUUACGAGAUACUCCCAAGUUUCGAUUAUGCAUCGAAGAGGUGGAAAAGAAUGUGGAUCUGCUGGAACAAAAGUUGGACAAGGUAUUAAAAAAUUGCAGUCUGACUAUCGAUACUGGAAAAGCCUUUGUUGGACAGCAAAACCAAUUUGCCAAUAGCCUGUGGGAAUUAUCUUUGUACUUCAGCGAUGAUCCAGAAAUAAUGGCAUUCUUAAAUAAGCUUAUACAUGCUUUACAAGAGAUGAACAAGUAUCAUACUAUUUUAUUAGAUCAAGCUUCUAGAACUGUGAUGAAGGAUCUUAAUAAUUUUAUUAAAAGCGAUAUCAAGAGAGCAAAAGAGACUCGGCAUUACUUUGAAAGAAUUUCCAGUGAUCUUGAUAUUACAUUGAAUAGGAAUUCUCAAAUACCGAAAUCUCGGCCUAUGGAAUACGAAGAAGCAUCAAACAUCCUGUCGGCUACCCGAUCGUGUUUUCGACACACCGCUUUAGAUUAUAUUCACGCAUUGACGAUGCUGCAAGCGCACAAGCGGCACGAGAUAUUAGGCACAUUAUUAAGCUACAUGCAUGCAUGUAUUACUUAUUAUCAUCAAGGUAGCGAUCUUGCUCAAGAUUUAGAUCCUUUCCUCAAAGAUCUCGAUGAAAAUUUAGUUAAAAUGAGAGGUGAUUCGAAUAAACUCGAAAAAGAAAUGGAAAAUCGUCAUAUUUAUGUUAACAAUCGAGAUUUGAUUCCCUCUCGGGUACCGGGCAAUUCCAAGAUGGAAGGCUAUUUAUUUAAAAGGACUAGCAAUGCUUUUAAAACUUGGAACAGAAGAUGGUUCUGUUUGAAGGAUCAUCAAUUGGUAUACCGAAAGAGAACAGGUGACGAAGGCUACACAAUUAUGGAAGAAGAUUUGCGAUUAUGCACUGUCAAACCUGUAGUUGAUUGCGAUAGAAGAAAUUGUUUUGAAGUUUUAAGUCCGACAAAGAGUCAUAUGUUGCAAGCAGACAGCGAAGAAUCGUAUUUGGCGUGGGUAACUGCAUUGCAGCAAGCUAUUGGUGCUGCUAUUCAGAGAGGCAUGAGUGUAGUUGCUAAUAUUAAUUCACUUGAAUUACAAUCACGUGAUAGUCCAGCGAGACCAUUGACUAGACUAAAAUCAAGAGUGUGGGAACAGUUAUUAAAGAUCUCGGGUAACGGGGUUUGCUGCGAUUGCGGCGAUGUUAACCCACGAUGGGCUAGCAUCAAUCUAGGCAUUACACUUUGCAUAGAAUGUUCUGGUGUACAUAGAAGUCUUGGGGUACAUUAUAGUAAAGUUCGAUCCUUAACAUUGGAUGAUUGGGAACCAGAAAUACUUAAAGUGAUGGCAGAAUUGGGCAAUUCUGUAGUAAAUAGCAUAUACGAAGCUCUACCUGUAUCUUCCGACAUUACUAAAGCUACACCAAAAUGCAAUGGUAACGUUCGAGAAGCUUGGAUAAAAUUCAAAUAUGUAGAUCGUAAAUUUGUAAAACCUCUGACUGAUGUAAUACCACCUGGGCAUCAUGCUAGUCGCGAGCAAAUGCGAUUUCGAAAAUGGAGUGUGCGUAAACUGCGUCGUAGACCACGCAGUUGCGAUAAGAUUGAUAAUAGUAAUGCCAGUAAAAUGUUGACGUUAUUACCUGUCAAAGAAAAUUAUCCUUCAACAAGUUCGGACGAAAGCAAACACACGUCAAUCGAUAGUUUGAAUUCCGUUGGCAAAGCAAAGAAAAUGGAACGAAAUUCCGUAAGCUCGGAUGAUAGUGCUAGUAUGGAUUUGAAAAACAAUUCUACUCUUUACGGAAAGAUCUUAAAUCGUUCACAGAACGAUUUGAAUGAAGCUAAUAAAUGUGUUAAGAGUACAAGUGCAAUUCGUGGAGAAGUUACGAGUGUCGGGCUGCUUGCAAAAGAGCUUAGUUCGACGGAAAGCGAACUGAAAAUGAAUACAUUGAACACAGUGAAUAUUGAUACGUUGUUUGCAGUCGUCGAGUCGGACGACAGUCUCAAUAAACAUACCAAUAAUAAAGUCAAGGACGAUAAUAAAGAUGUUUCAGGAAAUAAAGAUCUUAGAUUAGAGAAGCAAUAUAACGAAAAAAUACAAUCAGCUGUCUUAAUGUUUGGUUGCGAUGUACCAAAACCUGCUAUCGAUAACAAUUUAGAACUAAGUUCUGAUCAAGAUUCAACGGCUGGCGAGGAUGAAGAAUUUACCGAUGAAGAAGAUAUAGAAAAUCUACAUCCUGAGAUGUUGCUUUACAAAGCUGCAGCGGCGCAUAAUUUACCAGUAAUGUGUGCAGCAUUAGCAGCCGGUGCUGACAAGUUAUGGUCCAAUGUUAAUGAUAAAAGUCGCACUGCUCUACAUCAAGCGAUAAUAAGUGGUUCCGUUAUGUCAUGUGAGUAUCUCCUUUUAAAUGGUGCACGAAUCAAUUGUCAGGACGCCGAGGGAAAAACGCCGUUGCAUUUAGCAACAGAAUUAGGACAUACUGCCCAAGUAUGCCUACUUCUUAAACAUCGUGCUGAUCAACAUAUUGAAGAUGAAAGUGGAAUUAAACCUUUGUCAAUUGCUGUAAAAGAAGCAAACGCUGAUAUUGUUACUUUAUUACGACUUGGUCUCCUAAAUGAAGAAAUGAAAGAUUCUGAAAUAGGCGUCACCGGUGAUGAAACAUUCAAUGACGUCGUUCGUGACUUCAGUCAGUUGGCUUGCUCACAUCCCGAGCGAUUGCAACGUCGAAAUGAAACCACGAAUUUAUCACAUAUGUCUGAAUAAGAUUCACAAAUUUUUACAUAAAUGUAUAGAUAAAUCAUAUUUUAUACAUCAUGAAUUAUAAAUACAAAAGCGCCCGCGUUGCCUUUCAAAUUGUUGCAAAGUAUCGGUCGCAUUAAUGUAAGUAAAAGUUAGCGUUUUAAACACGAAAAAUUAUCAAGUAUCAAUUGUUUCUAUUUGUUUUAAAAACUAAACUAUGUAAUAUCCAAAGUAGAGUCCACUUACAUUCUUGCCAUGUAUAUCAUCAUUGUACAAUUGGUCACCUUUUAUUAAUGAUUUAU